This is a messenger RNA of Phycomyces blakesleeanus NRRL 1555(-), 885 nucleotides long. RefSeq lists its product as hypothetical. Lineage: Eukaryota; Fungi; Mucoromycota; Mucoromycetes; Mucorales; Phycomycetaceae. The transcript is spliced from 4 exons. Gene Ontology annotation, molecular function: adenylylsulfate kinase activity; ATP binding. Gene Ontology annotation, biological process: sulfate assimilation. Bases 64 to 687 code for a protein of 207 amino acids. The record is from RefSeq and is a predicted model, not a curated record.
CGAAACUAACAAAACUCCUCCUCCCCUCCCUUCCACCUUUAUUCUUUUUUAAAAAAAUCAAUAAUGGCUACCAACAUUACAUGGCACAAGGGCGCUGUCUCUCUUACUGAACGUCAAGAACUUCUCGGCCAAAAGGGCUGCACCAUCUGGUUCACUGGUUUGUCUGCUUCUGGAAAGUCUACUCUUGCUGCUGCUCUUGAACAGACCUUGUUGCACGCUGGUAUCUCUGGUUACCGUCUGGACGGUGACAACAUUCGUUUUGGUUUGAACAAGAACCUCGGCUUUGGUCCUGAGGCCCGUACCGAAAACAUUCGUCGUAUUGCAGAGGUUUCCAAGCUCUUCUCUGAUGCUACUGUCAUUGCCAUUACCGCUUUUAUCAGCCCUUACAAGGCCGAUCGUGAUGCUGCUAGAGCUCUUCACGAAGCUGCUGGUAUUCCUUUCAUCGAGGUCUAUGCCGAUGCUCCUUUGUCUGUGGUCGAGGAGCGUGACCCCAAGGGUCUUUACAAGAAGGCCAAGGCUGGAGAGAUCAAGGAAUUCACCGGUAUCUCUGCUCCUUAUGAAGCCCCCACUUCCCCCGAAAUUCACAUCAAGACCCACGAAGUAUCUAUUAACGAGGGUGUUCAGACCAUUUUGAACUAUCUUAUCGAGAAGAAGUUGAUCCAAGGUGACAAGCUGGUCAAGCACUAGAGGGUCGUUUCUUUUAAUAUUUAGAAAAUAUCUACACAACUCCAAAAAUUCCCCUCAUACAAAACUAUAUAUAUUUUUUCCCUAAACACAUAUAGAUAUAUAUAUAUGUAUUUAUACAUUUACACAAAAACAUAUACAUACAAACACCCACACCUAUAUAUAAACCUUUCUUUUAUAUAUAUAUAAAAUGAAAAUGAC